AGUGUGAUAGCACCUGGAUGUGAUGGAAUCUCGUCCCAUCUUCAUCCACCUUCCCCAUCUCCAUCCACCCAACACACGUGUUUGGGGUUCUGUGUUCGGUUUUGCGGAACAAGAUGGCCCUGUUCAUGAUCCGUUUCGAGCAUCGGACAGGAACUCUGUUGUGUGGCCGAAUGUGGGGCCGGAUUCGACAAAUCCGCUUCCGACUGCUGAAGCACUGGGCAAAAAUCUGCUGCGUGCAUCUGGUGCACCGGAAAUUGGGAAGCGAACGACGAAAUUCAUCCUUGUUCCGGCUACGAUCAUCCGACACUAUAGUCUCUCUUUUGGUGUGGCUCUGGCACUGCUCGCGUGCAUGCGUACGUCGAUCCUUCCUGCCGGCCAUCUCUGACCCUUAACAAGCGGUGCACGCGGAACAGACGGACGAGGAACAGAGCAAACGCUUCAUUUGCUUGUUUUCAUUUUUCGGCCAUCAUUCAUUGCAUACAAAACCGAGAACGCGAAAUAGUUCGUUAGUAGCCUUUAAAAGGUUUAGUUGCUUUGUUUCGUACGUUAGAUUUUUAGUGAAAUUUAUCUCAACAGAUUAGCAGCAGAAUGUUCAACGAGUUUUCUUACAAGUUUCUACAAUUUGUUUACGAUACAACACUCUGUAAAUUGAAAAGAUAAAUUUCACUAAUCAUCCUACUUUUGUUUCGUAAAUCGAUCGGUAAAAUGUACAAAAAAAGGUUAGCGAAAAAAAAUCACGAGCAUUAUGAUCUCUUAUUAAAUAUUAACCUUUUUUCUGUAACACUUUCCGAUCAGUUUAGAAUUUAUUCUUAUCUUAUUUUUCUUCUUUUAAUUCUUUAAACUAAUUAGUUCAAAUCUUGUCAUCAACUAAUGUUUUUCUUCUUUCUUGUAAUAUAAUAUUCCUACUUCAUUUGAGUUCCCGAAUGGGUAUAAAAUUAGUAAUUUACAAGAUUUUUUGAUAAAAAAGGAAACUGUAACUAAUUAAGAAUUUUUGACAAUAUUCUUUGUUUGUUUUAACUAUAUUUUACAUAUUCGAAUGAAUCACUUUUGCUCGUUUAAUAUUAUUUGACAUUUUUAGACAUUUUUAAACGUUUUUAUGAUAUUUUUUUCAAUUCAAAUGAUUAUAAAUAUUUUGUGGAUUUUGUAACCUCGUUUGAAGAAAAUAUUAUUGCCAAAUUCCCAAAGAAUUAUUUCUUACACUCUGCAAACUUAGUUCAUACACCCCACUAAUCAUUCCAUCCCAUUUUCAUCUUUUAAUAUUAUUUUAUUGCACAACGUAAAUUUUCCUUUAUUAUUUGCUAAUUCCCAUAACUUUUUACUUUGUUGCAAAACGAACAAACACACGUACGCGCGCGCACCAUCACAACAAGAGAAAACGAAACCAAAGCAAUCAAUCUAUCCUAACGUCGUGUUGCCGUGCCGUUCCGGAAGCUUACCGUUUGCCGUCUUGCGGAGCAGUAACCUGGGGGACCAGUAACUAAUCGACCCAUUCUCCCUUU
Messenger RNA from Anopheles funestus (African malaria mosquito), 1499 nucleotides. RefSeq lists its product as uncharacterized. Bases 23 to 385 code for a protein of 120 amino acids. The transcript is spliced from 3 exons. Lineage: Eukaryota; Metazoa; Arthropoda; Insecta; Diptera; Culicidae. The record is from RefSeq and is a predicted model, not a curated record.